This is a messenger RNA of Venturia canescens, 3055 nucleotides long. Its product is annotated as T-cell immunomodulatory protein. The transcript has 4 exons. The record is from RefSeq and is a predicted model, not a curated record. Gene Ontology annotation, cellular component: plasma membrane. NCBI's taxonomy places the organism in Eukaryota, Metazoa, Arthropoda, Insecta, Hymenoptera, Ichneumonidae. Bases 348 to 2159 code for a protein of 603 amino acids.
GGCGUUUGCAUGAGCACCAAGCAGCAUAUACCAAGCGACUAACAGCUGAUUUCACAUUGACGUCUUGUAGUCUUGUUUCUUUUUUCCAGUAACACGGAGAGUAACUGCAAUACUGAAAAUACGUUUACAGACGAAACGCAACAAAAGAUAACGGGUACAGUGAAUCAAUUCGGAUUCUUGAACAAAAUAAUAGGUGUGACGAUAAUACUGAGGUAUAGUGAAGAUCCAGAAGGAAAAAUGGUAUUGGCUCCGAGUUGACUCAUUUCUCAUUUGUCAACGAUCGUCAUUCCCACGCCAUAAUCUCCACUCUCUCUGUUAUAUACCAGAUCAUGUGAGCGUAAUUCACCAUGAAUCGCAAGUAUGUAAUUGCAGCGUUUUUGGUAACGCUGUUGUCAUCGAUAUCUUGCAGCGACAUAACGCGAGCGGUAUUCGGUGACGUGUUAGAUGGAAUGCCAGCGGCAUUUGGUGACUUCAAUUCGGAUGAGUUGACAGACGUCUUUGUGCUUCGAAAGGAGCGAAAAACACUUGAAAUUUUAUUGGCUUCGGACCAAGAGCCUCUCCUCCAACCAAAUGUGAAUUUGAGUUGUACGUUCAAGGAUUUUGUGACGAGCGUAGUGCCGGGGGAUUUCGAUGGGGAUGUUUUUAUGGAUGUUCUGGUGACGACAUUCAACAGAGAAACAAAAGCGAUGCGAGCUCAUAUUUUGUGGGGUGGCACUGGUCAGAUUAAUUGUCCUAACGAGACAGAUCCGAUGGUUGAAAUGCAUGGUCAACCAUUAACCGUGGAUUACAAUCAGGAUAUGAUAAUUGAUCUAUUUGGUUUGAACACCGAAGAUCAACGAACGUUCUGGAUAUUCAACAAAAAUCGAACUUCUCCAACAGCCAUACCGAUGGAGCCCAGUCAUGAGCUUCGUACUCUUCUUCCAAUAAGAAAGCCGCACGCUAAUGCUUUCCUUGAUCUGAACGCUGAUUUUCUCCCAGAUCUCGUUGUAACAACGAAAAAGUAUUUUGAAGUAUGGCGUGGAAUUUCAAACGGUUUUGUAUUCAAUCACACCAUAGAACUACCUUAUAACAUAACUAAUCGCACCUCGUUUCCUGGACACAUCGGCCAAUCGCUCUACCUCGACGUGGAGUUGACAGGGAAAAUAGAAUUAGUCUUGCCGAUUUGUACAACGGCUGAUUGCGAGUCGAGUGCCAUAAUGAUUCACAGUGACGGUGUUUGGCACAAUCUUGACAUUAAGUUCCAGGACAAUGAUCACGUUACGUGGGGCUUUGUACCGCACGACGCGAUCUCUCAUCUGUACACCGAUACCAUUACCCUUCGAGGUGGUGAUUUCAAUAUGGAUGGAUAUCCCGACUUAUUGGCAACUCUUCGAUCUCACCCUCGCAAUCCUGCAAACUCACAGACUAGAUCGUUUUUGCUACUCAACACACCGUGCAACACGUGCGGUGAUUUUAACCGCACUUUUCAAGUUCGAUGGAACGCUCUCAGUCCCUUCAACAACGAAAGCGUCAUGGCUGUUUUUUAUGAUUUUUAUCAAGAUGGAAUUCUUGAUGUUAUCCUCGUUGAAUUUGACAAAACCAACAACAAUUACAAAACAGCCGCUUUCAAAAACAGUCUCGACUAUGAUGCCAACUUCGUUAAAGUUAUGGUACUCACUGGUUUGACGAACAGCAAAUAUCCCAUUUCCCCUGGCACCUUGGGCAAGAAGAAACGAACUUACGGGACCAAUUUACCUGGUCCUUCCAUUGCGUAUAAAACUAUCACGCAAGAUGGCAGUCCAAGGAGUGCUAUUGCGGCACAACUACCACAGAGUGCUCACUUUUCACUUAAUUUACCAUACACGACUUUUGGCCUUGGCAGAACUCCUAACUUUAUUGAUACUUUAACCAUCGGGGUAUCCGGUAAGUUGCGAGAAUGGCCACAAAUAAUCCCGAACUCACAGAUGGUCGUGAUACCAAAUCCAAUCAGCGAGCCCACGAGAUGGAAGGCUCAGUUAUUCGUCACACCAAGCAAGCUUAUUUUACUGAGUGUCAUAGCACUUACAGCCACCUGCGGUUUAAUUGCCGUGAUAAUCAUCGGUCUUUAUUGGAAGGAAAGACGAGAGGAUAAAAUCGAGAGAUUACAAGAGGCGCACAGAUUCCACUUCGACGCUAUGUAGAUACCGUCAAUUUUGGUGACGUCUCAUUACUAUGGAACGUUAAUUUUCGGAGUGACUUGAGCGAGUCCUUGAGAAACAUGGUAACGAGGAAAUGAUUUGUAAUCCGGGAGAGUUGUCAAAUCUGGCCAGGUUUCCUCGGUCGGUGUUCCCAACAUUUUGAAUAUUCUUUUCAACUGAUCAUCCACAUCUGACCCCGGAAAUAGUGGUCUGCCUGCAUUCGCCAAUUCUACGAAAAGGGAUUAUUCAUUAAUCUUGGUAUUUCCACAAGUUUUCUGAAUGGCACCAAAUUUUAUCACAACAUCCAGAUAAAUGAAUACAAAGAUUGCUGUGAUAAUGGUUUUGACAAAAUUCGUGAACUGAAAAUGUCAAGCAUGGAAAAAAUCGAAAUGGAAGAAGCUAAUAAAAUAUUAAAAACAAAAAUACUUUGUUUUAAUCGUAGAGAUUAAGAAAGAAUUAUUUCCUAGCAAUUUUAGAUUAUAUCUGAAGCAACAUUUUUCAGCACAAAAAAUCCAGUUUAGAAUAAAAAUCAAUCUCACCAGCGAAUAUACAUCCCGCGCUCCACAUAUCUAUGGACGUUGUGUAAAGUUUUGCUCCAAAGAGAACAUCUGGCGGACGAUACCAGAGAGUGACAACCUCGGCUGAGUAACAUUUAACAGGUAUACCAAAAGCUCUAGCUAAGCCAAAAUCUGCCAAUUUCAACUCGCCGUUCUACCCAACAGAAAAAGAUGCACAGAAAAUAAUGAAUACCUCCACAAAUUGCCAAUAGAUUUACAUCUGAAUGUUAAGGUAACACAAACGGUUUUCUCACCUUGUUGAUAAGUAAAUUUUGUGGUUUGAGAUCUCUGUGUAACACAUUACGGCUGUGACAAAAAGCUAAGCCGCAAAGCAAUUGAUAC